This is a messenger RNA of Eurytemora carolleeae, 3942 nucleotides long. It is a transcript of the gene SERCA, whose product is annotated as calcium-transporting ATPase sarcoplasmic/endoplasmic reticulum type. Gene Ontology annotation, cellular component: membrane. The record is from RefSeq and is a predicted model, not a curated record. Gene Ontology annotation, molecular function: ATP hydrolysis activity; P-type calcium transporter activity; ATP binding. Gene Ontology annotation, biological process: calcium ion transmembrane transport; intracellular calcium ion homeostasis. The transcript has 19 exons. The coding region runs from base 156 to 3155 and encodes 999 amino acids. NCBI's taxonomy places the organism in Eukaryota, Metazoa, Arthropoda, Copepoda, Calanoida, Temoridae.
UUAGCAGAUUAUGCCCCCUGGCGGCCAGGUAGAGGUAUUGACCGGCCGCUAUAUCCAGCCUCACUUGUGCCCCAGCAAGUCCAGUGUAAGGUACAGGAGUUUCAUUAAGAAAGUCCGCUGUUUUCUAGUUGGCUGGGAACUGAACAGUCCCCACUAUGGAAGAUGGUUAUAUGAAAACCUGGGAGGAGUGCACCGCACACUUCCAGGUCGAUGAGGAGAGAGGUCUCUCCCCAUCCCAAGUUGAGGCAAACAAGAAGAAAUACGGACUUAACGAGCUCCCAGUAGAGGAGGGAAAGACACUUUGGGAGUUGAUUCUUGAACAGUUUGAUGAUCUUCUUGUUAAAAUUCUUCUACUCGCCGCUAUCAUUUCAUUCAUUCUGGCAUUUUUUGAAGAUGACGAUUCUAUCACUGCUUUCGUCGAACCUUUCGUUAUUCUACUUAUCCUUAUCGCUAACGCCAUUGUCGGUGUUUGGCAGAACAGAAAUGCUGAGUCCGCUAUUGAGGCCCUCAAGGAGUACGAGCCCGAGAUGGGCAAGGUCAUCAGGUCCGACAAGGACGGUGUCCAGAAGAUCAAGGCUGUUGAGAUGGUUCCCGGAGACAUUGUCGAGAUCUCUGUCGGAGACAAGGUUCCCGCUGAUUUCCGUUUAAUCAAGAUCUACUCCACCACCCUCAGAAUUGACCAGUCCAUUCUGACUGGAGAAUCUGUAUCUGUGAUCAAGCACACCGAGCCCAUCCCCGAUCCCAGGGCCGUCAACCAGGACAAGAAGAACAUUGUUUUCUCUGGAACCAAUGUGGCUGCCGGCAAAGCUCGUGGUAUUGUUAUCGGUACCGGUCUUAACACCGCUAUUGGUCGCAUCAGGACUGAGAUGGUUGAGACUGAAGAGAUGAAGACUCCCCUGCAAGAGAAGCUUGACGAGUUUGGAGAACAGCUCUCCAAGGUUAUCACACUUAUCUGUAUUGCUGUCUGGGCCAUCAACAUUGGACACUUCAAUGAUCCCGCCCAUGGAGGAUCCUGGAUAAAGGGAGCCGUCUACUAUUUCAAGAUUGCCAUUGCUCUUGCCGUCGCUGCCAUUCCCGAGGGUCUGCCCGCUGUCAUCACCACCUGUCUUGCUCUUGGUACCCGUCGUAUGGCUGCCAAGAACGCUAUUGUCCGUUCCCUACCCUCUGUUGAGACCCUUGGAUGCACCUCUGUUAUCUGCUCUGACAAGACCGGAACACUUACAACCAACAUGAUGUCCGUCUGCAAGAUGUUCACCAUCAAGGACGAGUCCAACUUUGAGGAGUUUGAAAUUUCUGGAUCCACAUACGAACCCAUUGGAGAAGUUUUCCAGGGAGGCAAGAGAAUCAAGGGAAGCGACUUUGUUGCCCUAGAGGAAAUCUCAACCAUUUCUAUCAUGUGCAACGACUCCGCCAUUGACUUCAACGAGUUCAAAAACCAGUUCGAGAAGGUCGGAGAAGCCACCGAGACCGCUCUCAUCACCCUCGCCGAGAAGAUAAACCCCUAUUCCUGUUCCAAGAGCGGAGGCCGUCUUGAAGUCGCCAAGGUUGUCCGUAAGGACAUGGAGUCCAAGUGGAGCAAGGACUUUACCCUGGAGUUCUCCAGAGACAGGAAAUCUAUGUCCAGCUACUGCACCCCCAAGAAGCCCACCAGACUCGGAAACGGACCCAAAAUGUUCGUCAAGGGAGCACCCGAGGGAGUCCUUGAUCGUUGUACCCAUAUCCGUAUUGGAGCUGAGAAGAAACCUAUGACCGACAAGAUGAGGCAAAAGAUCAUGGACCGUGCUAUUGAAUACGGAACUGGACGCGACACUCUCCGUUGUCUGGCUCUUGCCACCAACGACAAUCCUGUCAACCCUAGCACCAUGGAUCUCGUGAACGCCGGCAAGUUUGUCGAGUACGAGGUCGAUCUCACCUUUGUCGGUGUUGUUGGUAUGUUGGAUCCCCCCAGGAUUGAGGUUAAGCCCGCCAUUGUUACCUGCCGCAAGGCUGGUAUCCGUGUUAUCAUGAUCACCGGAGACAAUAAGAACACCGCUGAAGCUAUCUGCAGACGUAUUGGCAUCUUCACAGAGGAUGAGCGUACUGAUGGUAUGGCGUACUCUGGCCGCGAAUUUGAUGAUCUGUCCCCACAUGACCAGAAGAUGGCUGUUGCUAACUCAAGAAUGUUCGCCCGUGUCGAACCCUUCCACAAGUCCAAGAUCAUUGAGUAUCUGCAAUCCAUGGGAGAGAUCUCUGCUAUGACCGGUGACGGUGUCAAUGACGCCCCUGCCCUCAAGAAGGCAGAAAUUGGUAUCGCUAUGGGAUCAGGAACUGCUGUUGCUAAGUCCGCCUCUGAGAUGGUUCUUGCUGACGAUAACUUCACUUCUAUUGUUGCCGCUGUUGAGGAGGGCCGAGCCAUCUACAACAACAUGAAGCAGUUCAUCAGAUAUCUGAUUUCCUCCAACAUUGGAGAGGUCGUCUCCAUCUUCCUCACCGCUGCUCUUGGUCUCCCUGAAGCUCUUAUCCCCGUCCAGCUCCUAUGGGUCAACCUGGUCACUGACGGUCUGCCCGCUACUGCUCUGUCCUUCAACCCCCCAGAUCUUGAUAUUAUGGACAAACCUCCCCGCUCUGCCAACGAGACCCUCAUCACCCCCUGGUUGUUCUUCAGAUACAUGGCUAUUGGUACCUAUGUUGGUGCUGCUACUGUAGGAGGAGCUGCCUACUGGUUUAUGUAUGAUCCUACCGGACCCCAGAUGUCCUUCUACCAACUCUCUCAUCACAUGCAGUGCUACGGAUCACCUGAGGACUUCAAGGGGAUCUCUUGCGAGAUCUUCCAGGCCCCUGAAGCUAUGACCAUGGCCCUGUCCAUCCUUGUCACCAUUGAGAUGGCUAACGCUCUCAACUCCUGCUCAGAAAACCAGUCUCUUGUUGUCAUGCCUCCAUGGUGCAACAUCUGGCUUAUUCUUGCCAUGGCUCUCUCCUUCUCUCUUCAUUUCCUCAUCCUCUAUGUAGAUUUCCUCAAUGUUGUGUUCAACAUCACCCCCCUGUCCAUUGAGCAAUGGAUCACCGUGAUGAAGUUCUCCCUCCCUGUCAUACUACUCGACGAGCUUCUCAAAUGCGUCGCCAGGAACUACGCCGAUGUUGAGAAUAUUGGUAUGACCAAGAAGAAGACCCUCUAAUUAUUCAAUAUUAACUAACCCCCCCCCCCCUCUCUUCAACCACCCCUAGACAUCCUCUCAACUGUAACCCUCAACCUUAUCAGGAACAUAUUGGCUUGGAUUACUGCAUGCGAUUGAAGGGCCCAGAAAGAAAAACGUCUAAAUUUCUUCUGAUUAAAGAGCUGCUGGCAUGAAGUAAACAACUUACAACAUGUACUGCAACCGUACUGCCCUUGUACCGGUCAAAAAUGUAAACUCUUGACCUAGUAUUCAAACCUUAAAAAUCCAAACCCCUUGUUUACCAAAAACCCCGUAGAAUUGUACCAAAAAAUCCCCCAGUCAACUUUUUUAAAACAUCGCAAAAGUUUUAAAGAAAAUUCCAAGUUUUCCCUUCUUAAAUCUGGCUGUUAUCUUUUUCUUCUCUUUAUCUUUUAUUGAAUCAAUUAAUAUGUUAAAAAUUAAUUAUAUAUUGUUAUGUUUUAAGUUUUUGCAACUAUUCGAAUGUCUUCCAAAGAAUGAACGAGAUGGAUGUCAUUGUUUCUUAAAAAAUGUAUUUAAGUUCCGAAUUUUUAAAAUGACCCUCCAUCGGUCAAUGCAAUCCAAUUAGAAAAAGACAUAUUUCCUAAAUAAACCAGUCCUUGCUCAGUACUUUUUGGCUCAAUUCUUUUCUUAAUCAGCCAUACUGGCGCGAUUAAAGACAGAGUGAGGUAAAAACCUGAAGCAACGGGUUUUAAAAAGUUCUGACAGAUUUAGAAUAUAUUAUCUUGUCUUGUCAAUUCAAGUAGAAUAAAUUAUAGCUUAAACCUGA